Molecule: messenger RNA, 1833 nt
Organism: Durusdinium trenchii
Lineage: Eukaryota; Dinophyceae; Suessiales; Symbiodiniaceae
Source: the annotation of a GenBank genome assembly
AUGGCUCCAGAUGAAGAGAAGGAGAAGGAACGCAUCAUGUCGCUGUCGCAGCUCCAAAACUUCAUGAAGCGAGAUCCAGAAGCCUAUGGUCCGGAGUUUGAUCAGCAAUGGUCUCACUUCGACAGCCAGAUGGAGAUGUUCAAAUUGAAACCUCAGAAGCCAUCCAGUUCGUUCAGUGAACAGGUGAUGUUCUUGGCACACGUGGCGCCGAGCUUCCCUGACAAGGCCAAAGCACUGCCUGAUUUGCUCAUAGGGGCGCUCAGCGACCACUUCGAGGUCAUGCAUAGCUCAAUGCGAACCACCUUGGUGCAGGCAUUGAUCCUGCUGCGCAACAGAGAUCAGUUUCCAUGUUCCAAGACUUUGCCGGUCUACUUCAAGCUCUUUCGUUCUCAGGACAAAGCAUUGAGAAAGUCCAUCUUCAACCACAUCGUGCGAGAUAUUGCACACAUGAACCAGAAAAAGAGGAACCAGAAAGUCAACUAUGAGCUUCGAGACUUCUUCUUUGCCCAAAUGAAGGAGACAGGCACUGAGAUUUGCCGACAUGCUUGCGCUGUGUUCAUCACCAUGUACCGGCAAAAUGUUUGGUCAGAUGCCCAUGUGGUGAAUCUUAUGAGUUCCGGCUUGCUUCAUCCAGAUCUCAAAGUUGCAGCAGCAUUGGCUCAUCUCUUUCUGGGCAACAAGACUAAGGGCUUGGAAGGAAUCUUGGAUGAAAGCGACGAUGAAGAUGAAGCUGAUAACAUCAACGAGGCUGUGACUGGAAUCGUUGGUGCUAAGAAGACUGGAAAUCGUGUGAGGAAGCUGAAGAGAGCCAAGAAAGCCGCAAAGAAAGCCGCCAAAAAGGGCAAAAACAAUACCAACGUUGUGAGCUUUGUUGCCAUUGACUUGCUGAAUGAUCCACAGACCUUGUCCGAGAGGUUGCUGCAAAGAAUGAGUAAGGGUGGCGAACCCUUCCUCUUCCGUUUGCUCAUGCUUCACUUGGUGGCAAGGCUGAUUGGUCGCCACCAAUUGCAAGUUCUGAAUCUCUAUCCGUUCUUGCAGAAGUACCUUGUGCCCACACAGAAGGAAGUGACAAAGGUGAUGGCCGCGUUGGUUGAGGCCUCACACCCUGCAGUACCACCUGAAGAAGUGAGGCCAGUCGUCCUUCACAUUGUGAGAUACUUUGUGACGGAGGCGCAGUCUUCGGAGGUCAUUGAAAUAGGUCUAAAUACCAUUCGGGAGGUGUGCGCAAGGUCCAUCAACAUUCUGACUGAAGAAGAGUUGGCGGACCUCUGUAGCUUUCGCAAGCAUAAAAGCAAAGGCGUCAUGAUGGCAGUGCGCAGCCUGAUCAACACGUAUCGAGAGCUUCACCCGCAACUGCUGCACCGAUCGCUGCGAGGUCGCGAGGCCACGGUGGCGGUCAGCCGCGGCGAGGUGCAAGCCCCUCAGUUUGGUGAGAUGCAGGCUUCAGAAAAGAUUGAGGGCCUCGACCUCCUAGCAAAGAAAAGCAAGGUAGAAGGUGACGAGGUAGAUUUGAUGACAGAGAAAGUCCUCAGCCCCGAUGACUUCAAAAAACUGCGGAAGCUCCGGCUGCAGAAGUCCAUUGAACUCCAAAUGGGAAGGAAGCGUCCUGCUGAGGAGAUGAGCUCUUCCUCCAGCUCCGGCAGUGACUCAGAUGAGGAGGACGAGCGCGGACUGACAGGGCGUCUACCAGACCAAGUCUCUGCAGACAUGCUCAGCGCAACACCAAAGCGUGCGCGCACCAAAGCCGAGCGUUUGGCCAGAGCCCGACCCUUGGACAAGCGCUUGGUGCACCAAUCUGGGUUGCGUGCACCAAGUCACAACCAAAAGGCUUGA